Molecule: messenger RNA, 1934 nt
Organism: Vitis riparia (riverbank grape)
Lineage: Eukaryota; Viridiplantae; Streptophyta; Magnoliopsida; Vitales; Vitaceae
Product: transcription termination factor MTERF5, chloroplastic
Exons: 4
Coding region: 58-1653 (531 amino acids)
Biological process (GO): regulation of DNA-templated transcription
Molecular function (GO): double-stranded DNA binding
Source: RefSeq, a predicted model, not a curated record
ACGCACUCUCGCUCUCUCGGCAGUACCUUCACCUGCCUGGCCACACCCUCUGAGCGGAUGAUAUUUUGCAAAGCCAUAUCCAGAGAACCCUCUCAAAUCCUCCAAAACCCAAAUCCCAAUUCUCUCCUCAUUGCCUCUGCUUCUGCUUCAACCCUCAGUCUUGCCGAAAUGCGAGCUUACUCUGGUAUCAGAUCAUCGGAGCUCCCCUCUCUCUCAAGAGGACCCUUUUCCAUACCAAGGAAUCGAGCUUAUUUUCCCGGAAAAGUGUCCUUUUGCCAAGCCAAAUUUGCUGAGUCUGGGGUAGAUGGGUCGUCAAUCAGCUUAAGAGUGGUGCCUCCAAGCCUGUUAGCAGCAGAAAAAGAAGAAGCCAAGGCUGUGUUGAGCCUGUUCUUGAAAAAACAAGGCUUGAGCAAUGCAGUUGCUGCUAGAACCAUCAACAAGUCUGAACUUUUCAUCGACCACCUUGUCUCCCGGCUUCAUUCUGUUCAUAAAUCUCGAUACCUAGUAGGACGAGAGCUUACAACACUUGAGAUCAGGGAUGCUCUAAUUCCAUACCUUGAGACCCUUUUUGAGGAGCAUGGAGAUAUUUUGGUGGAUGCUGUAGAAAACUUCCCAAAUCAACCUGAUAAAGAGAUACCAGUAGCGCCAGUUUCUUCUUCUUCGUUGUCGUCCUCAUCCUCUUCUUCUCCGUUGUCUUCAUCGUCCUCUUCUUCAUCCAAUCCAAAACUAGACUCCAAGAAGAUAAAAGCCAUGGCUCGAGUGAGUGAAGUAGGCCCUUCAGGAGAGCUCCCACCAAACAUUCUCUACCUCUUAGAGCUUGGAUUGGAACUGGAUCAGAUUAAGGCAAUGACCCGCAGGUUCCCGGCUUUUCCCUACUACAGCCUAGAAGGUAAAAUCAUGCCAGUGGUUCAGUUUCUCCUGGAUCUUGGGGUACCAAAAUCAGGCAUUCCCAUGAUCCUCUACAAAAGGCCUCAAUUGUGUGGGGUCAGUUUAUCUGAAAACAUAAUACCCACCAUGGCAUUUUUAGAGAACUUGGGUGUGGACAAGAAACAGUGGGCAAAAGUGAUACAUCGGUUUCCAGGAUUUCUUACUUACAGCAGGCAGAAGGUGAAGGCAACUGUAGAUUUCCUCGAGGAAAUGGGUCUCUCGGCAGAGAGCAUAGGCAAGGUUUUAACACGGUGCCCAAACAUUAUAAGUUACAGUGUGGAGGAUAAACUACGGCCCACGGCUGAGUACUUCCGUUCAUUAGGGGUUGAUGUUGCCAUUCUUCUCCACCGUUCUCCACCAACUUUUGGUCUAAGUAUUGAGGCCAAUUUAAAGCCCAUUACAGAAUUUUUCUUGGAAAAGGGAUUCAGUAUUGAGGAAGUUAGUACCAUGAUUUCAAGAUAUGGACCCCUUUAUACUUUCAGCUUGACAGAUAGCUUGGAACCGAAGUGGGAGUUCUUUUUGACCAUGGAUUAUCCAAGAACAGAGCUAGUUAAAUUCCCCCAGUAUUUUGGUUACAGUUUGGAAGAGAGGAUUAAACCGAGGUAUGCAACUGUAAGGGAGAGUGGAGUAAGGUUGCUGCUGAACCAGGUGUUAUCUCUUUCAGAAAGUGAGUUUGACAAGGCUUUGAAAAGGAAAAUGAAGAAAAUGCAUGAUGGCAAGUCUUGAGCUCUAAAAAGGAUUAUCGAAACAUUUUUCCUCUGAACAUGGAACAAUGUGUAGGGGUUAGGAUACCCAAUUCCCAGGUACCUUGUAAUAUUACUCUUGCCGGGUAAAUACAAACAUUCUCGUAUUUAACACAGCUGUAUUUGAUGUAAUAUUUCUAAGAAUUAGAAGGUGUAUACAAAUUCUUCACCAGGCUAAUGUCUAUUUGAUGGAGCUAGACCUGAUGUAUGUAUGUUUCUAAGUAGGAAAUGUAUACAAAUUCUUCUGCAUUAGUAAUUUACAGG